UGCCGGACCGGGACCGGGACCGAGACCGGGAUUGGGAUCGGUACAGGGACCAGGAUCGGACCGGGACAGGCACAGGGACAGGAUCGGGACAGGGACAGGAUCGGACCGGACCGGGUCCCAGCCAUGUCAUCCACCGGCUGCACCUUCGCGGACCGGUGCGUGACCGUGCUGUGCUGCCGGUUCUGCCGGCAGGUGCUGAGCUGGCGGGGGAUGCAGGCGGUGCUGCUGGCCGGCACCGACACCGACACCGCCCUCUACUCCACCGACAUGCCGCCCUCGGGAGCCGUGGAUUUCACCGGGAGCUGCCGCUUCAGCGAGCUGUGCGCGUGCAGGGUGAGGAGCAUCGCCUGCCUGACGUGUGGGAAUGUUGUUGGCUACCACGUCAUCUGUCCCUGCAAGCCCUGCCUGCAGUCCUGCAACAACGGGCACCUCUGGAUGUUCCACAGCCAGGCCGUGCUGGGCAUCAACAGGCUGGACCCUUCUGGUGUGAAUGUUUUGCUGUGGGGGAACCUGCCAGCCCUGGAGGAGAGCACGGAGGGAGACACGUCCUGCACCUCCGAGGAGGAGUUCAUCAGAUGAAUUCCACCUGCAGCACCUUCCCUGCCUCUUUGCUCUGCAUUGAUUUCAUUUCACCCGCUGGCUCAUCAGAGCUUAAACAGCAGGAAAAAAAAAAUCAGAAAAUCUGGGAAAAAAAAAAAUCAAAAAAAUUGAAUUUUUCUUGCUCUUCCCCUGAAUCUGCCUGAGCAGAUCCACCUUGGAAAUGCCAACACAAAGUGCAUUUACUGAGCUCUGUUGUGCUUUUUAUUCUUAACCCUCAACAGCUGAUAAUCCUUUAUUUCUUCUUCCCCAAAGCACUUUGCACAGAGCAAAACCUCUCAGCUGCUCUUCUCAGUUCAAAGGAAUUUUCAGGAAUAAUCACCCAGGUCUGGCAGAGCUCAAAACUCCAAAUUUUCUGCUCUGGCUCUGGGAUCUGCUGCUCUUUGCAGCUCCUCUGCACCUCAGGAUGCUCCUAAAUAUGCCCUGGGAAGCCUCUUGGAGCAUUUCCAGCUUCAUUUUUCAAUACUUUCAGGGUUUCAGCACCAAAAUUUUGCUUUUCUGGGCUGUUUUAAGAGCAUUUUUGAUACUCAUGCAAUGCCACAUGGGUCUGUUAUUAAAGUUUCCAUAUCAGGGGGGCUGAGAGUCAGAAG
Messenger RNA from Zonotrichia leucophrys gambelii, 1187 nucleotides. RefSeq names its product family with sequence similarity 72 member A (gene RUMY1). Gene Ontology annotation, cellular component: cytosol. The transcript has 4 exons. NCBI's taxonomy places the organism in Eukaryota, Metazoa, Chordata, Aves, Passeriformes, Passerellidae. Bases 124 to 579 code for a protein of 151 amino acids. The record is from RefSeq and is a predicted model, not a curated record.